AUGUAUCGUAAGCAACUCAUUGCAAUUUGUGGGUUUGUUCCUAUCGCUGUCGGCCAGUCAUAUCCCACGGAACGCUCCGUAGAUCCCUUUAAGGUCUUCACAAUCUCCGCCGGUAACAUCACAGCCCAGUUCAUUCCAUAUGGGGCGCUAUUGAUCUCCCUCCUAGUCCCGGACAGGGAUGGCACUGGACAAGACAUUGUCGUCGGCUACGACGAUCCGCGUCGGUAUCGAGAAGAUACUCAGACAAGUCAUACCUAUUUCGGUGCUGUCCUUGGCCGGAUUGCCAACCGUGUCAAGAAUGGUACUUUUACCCUGGAUGGAACCGAGUACCACAUUCCCAAGAACCAAGGUGGAUUGUAUACGCUGCAUGGUGGAGACCUUGGUUACGAUCAGCGGAACUGGACUGUGCUUGCAUCCUCACCUUCCUCUGUUACCUUCCAGCUUUACGACGCUGCAUUUCAAGGCUUCCCAGGAGACGUCAUUACGCAGGCUACAUACAGUGUCGACACCAAGAUCACAGCAGAGAACCCACAGGGACGUCCCCGGCUGACGACCAAGUUGGUUUCACAGGCUCUCACUCACUCCACUCCUAUCAUGCUCUCCAAUCACAUCUACUGGAACCUGAAUGGUUUCAAGGAGCCAACUAUCCUCAAUGAUACAUGGCUACAACUGCCUCUGUCUGAACGGUUCAUCGCCACGGAUAGUCUUCAAGUCCCCAAUGGCGCCAUCUCUACCGUCGAUGACACCAAUCAUCAAUCGUUGGACUUUGUGACUGGCAAAAUUAUCGGCCAUGACAUUCAAUAUACCCAAGGUCUUGUCGGCAGUGAUGUGGGAUACGACAACUGCUUUAUCAUUGAUCGUGACCUGACAUCCUCUGCUCCCGACUCACUUAUUCCUGCUCUCCGAUUGAACUCCAGCACCACAGGAAUUAGCAUGGAGGUUGCAACAAACCAGCCUGCUUUGCAGGUUUUCACCUGUUUGAACAUGGAUGGAACGAUUCCCGUGAAGCCUUCGCAGGGGGAGCGAAAUUCGGACAAUGCGAACGCCGCUAGAUUUGUGGAGAAAUAUGGUUGUCUAGCGAUUGAACCGGAAGGCUGGAUUGAUUCUGUCAACAAUCCACAAUGGGGCCAGCAAUCGAAUGUGAUCUACUCUCCUGAGACCCCUCCAUCUGUGAACCUGGCUACCUAUAUCUUCGGAAUUGUCUGA
Penicillium digitatum Pd1 is the source of this 1206-nucleotide messenger RNA. RefSeq names its product aldose epimerase family protein. Lineage: Eukaryota; Fungi; Ascomycota; Eurotiomycetes; Eurotiales; Aspergillaceae. The record is from RefSeq and is a predicted model, not a curated record. Gene Ontology annotation, molecular function: carbohydrate binding; aldose 1-epimerase activity. Gene Ontology annotation, biological process: beta-D-galactose catabolic process via UDP-galactose, Leloir pathway; glucose metabolic process.